GUAAAUAUUGUUAUUCGCUUUGGGAGGAGUUGUGCGUGGGUUGAAGUGCGACAGGCGUAUGUUGUCGCGCGGCUGAUAAAUGUAGUGGCAGUGUAUACAUUGUGUUGUCAGUUACUGGGUUUAAGCUAUCGCAUUCUAUUUGUUUAGUACUUGCCAGGUAAUUAAGAGACCGUAAAUGGAUAUAUGCUCUCCACGUGGCCCUAUCGUUAACCUCAGAUUUGUUUACAAGUUGCGGCUUGCGAAAUUUAUUCGGUAUAACUAUGUCUUGUGAUUACGAUGACAGCGAGUUCUUGGACUUUAAAGAAUUGGAAGAACAGAUAACUCAGAUAGUAGACAAUGGAAACCUCGAGGAAAUGCUUCGCAUACAAUUGUCGGAGUUUGAAAUGUUACAGUCCAUGUUUUCAAAUCCAGGAGAAUUUUGUGUGGAUGACCCAAGCGUUAUAGCCGAUAUAAAUGAGUUUGUGGACGGAAGGUGUUCUAUCAUUCCACCUCGUUUAGAUUUUAGUAUAAAUUUAUUUAUAGAUAUGGCCAAGUUCGAAGUCUGUGUGAACCUCCCACACGAUUAUCCAGCUACUGAGCCAGAUAUUUUUGUGAGAAGUGACAAACUCAGCAGAAACCAGCAACACAGUUUAAAUAUUGACCUUAGCAAAUUUAUUGCUGAUCUUGAUCGAGGUGAAAUCUGUAUCUGCUCCGCAAUUUCUUGGCUUCAAGAAAAUGCUACUCAUUAUUACGUUGCAAUUAAACCAGAACCACAAGUGAAAAUAUGCGAAGAUGAAGAUUUGUUUACCCGGUACUGGAUAUAUUCUCAUCACAUUUACAGUAAAAUAAAAAGGAGAGAAGUAUUGGAUCUUGCUCAUGAAUUUAACAUCACAGGAUUUUGCCUUCCUGGAAAACCUGGAAUUAUUUGCGCUGAAGGUUCCUCUAUGAAUUGUGGUGAAUGGUGGCAAAAGGUGAAGAGCAUGAACUGGAAAAAGAUCAUGUGUAAGAAGAAGGAAACAUUCAAGUUAAAUGGAGGAGAAAUGGAUGAACUUCGGAAAUUUCCCAGUUUUCGUGAGAUUUCUUUUGAAUCUGGUAAGGGAAAAUCUCAGGAACAUCACAUGGACAUGGGUGAAUUUUAUAGGUAUCUUGCAGAACAUAACUGCAGCUAUGUAUUCAAAGACUAUUUCGGUGUGGAUGGUAAAUGAAGAAUACACCCAUAAAAAUACUCACUGUUUCUCAGUUUGAAUUACAGUAUGUCUGUGUCUCAGCUGUACUUCAUCACAGUUCUAGUGUAAAUAGUAAUGUAUGAUUACACCUAUUUUCCAGAUGAAGUCUUAAGUAGUUGUACAGGUCAACCCAUUGUUGUUGUUAAGUUUCUUUCACAGAUUUAAUUAAUUCUUUCAUUUAGCUAUUAAAAUUAUGUUUCAUUCCUGUUCUAUUUCUAGAGAAUGCUUUCUUUUUUUAAUUUUUGUAUGUUUGAUAUACUUUGUAUGUUUAAGGAAAUCCUCAUACACUGGAAUAAAAUUUAAGCAGCUGUCAUUUCCAUGUAGUAUCAGCAGUACUAAAGUGAACAAAAGUUGAAUCAGUGUUGAGAGUAAUUCCUCGUUGAAAAGACAUUACUGUACUGUGGCAUUCACACCAAUC
This is a messenger RNA of Schistocerca nitens (vagrant locust), 1623 nucleotides long. RefSeq names its product RWD domain-containing protein 2A-like. NCBI's taxonomy places the organism in Eukaryota, Metazoa, Arthropoda, Insecta, Orthoptera, Acrididae. The transcript is spliced from 3 exons. Gene Ontology annotation, molecular function: protein binding. Bases 261 to 1184 code for a protein of 307 amino acids. The record is from RefSeq and is a predicted model, not a curated record.